AUGGGGCACACCUUUGGCGAUGCCACUGCACCCAUUGCCAUUGUGGGUGUCUCCGGGCGGUUCCCCGGGGACGCCUCAUCGCCAGACGGGCUGUGGGAGUUGGUGUCCAAGGGACGAUCAGCCCUGACCGAGGUGCCGAGGGACCGAUACAACGUCGAUGCUUUUUAUCACCCAAGUGCCGAACACCAGGGCACACACAAUGCGCGGGGCGGUUACUUCGUCAAGGAAGAUGUUGCGACAUUCGACGCCCCCUUCUUCAGAAUCACCGCCCAGGAGGCCCAGGCCAUGGAUCCUUCGCAGAGGCUGGCACUCGAACUGAGUUACGAAGCCCUGGAGAAUGCUGGCGUCUCGGUCCAGGCCAUAGCCGGCUCACAGACUGGAUGCUACAUGGCAACAUGCCUGCGCGACUACGCCAAUUUACGUGCCACAGACCCGCAUGAGUACCCUCGCUAUGAAGCCAAUGGAAGCAUGGGUACCGCCAUGAUCUCGAACCGUAUCUCUUGGUUCUUUGAUCUGAAUGGCCCGAGUCUGAGUCUUGACACGGCAUGUUCCUCAUCGCUCGUGGCCCUACAUCUGGCUGUCCAAGGUAUCCGCUCUGGAGAAUCCACUCAGGCACUUGUAGGGGCGACGAAUCUGAUUCUCAUGCCCGAGACGUCAAACCACCUUAGCACGUUGACGUUCCUCAGCCCGGACGCCAAGUCCAAAGCAUUUGAUGCGAGCGCAAACGGAUACGCCCGAGGCGAGGGGGUCUGUGUCAUCCUUGUCAAAUCCCUGGCAAAGGCUCUCGAGGAUGGGGAUUCAAUCCGUGCCGUGAUCCGCGGCACCGCCGUCAACCACGACGGUCGGACGCCAGGGAUCAAUCUGCCCUCCAGCACUGCGCAGGAGGCCAUGAUCCGAUCCGCGUAUGCCAACGCGGGCCUUGGGUUCUCUGAAACAGGUUACUUUGAGGCACACGGUACUGGUACCGCAGCGGGUGAUCCCCUGGAGGCGGCCGCUGUGGGCCGUGUCUUCGCAUCAAGUAGGAAGCCGGGCCAGCCAUUGUACAUCGGCUCUGUGAAGAGUAACAUUGGUCACUUGGAAGGCGGCGCUGGACUAGCUGGUCUUGUCAAGGCUUUGUACAUGUUGGAACGGGGACAAAUCCCUGCGAACCUGUGGCUGCAGAAAGUAAAUCCCAAAAUCAAUCUGGAUGGCUGGGGACUUGCCGUUCCCACGUCGCUGACGCCCUGGCCCACCAGUGGGCUUCGCCGUAUCAGCGUCAAUUCCUUCGGCUACGGUGGGACAAACGCACACUGUGUGCUGGAUGAUGCAUAUCACUACCUGGCCAGCCAUGGCCUCUCCGGGCGCCACAAUACUAGUCCGCUCGUCCCAUAUGAACCAUCAAGCCCGGGUCUGUGUUCUGACUUGGCCUCCUCGUCUUCAGGGUCCAGCACACCCAACUCGGAGCCGGACAGCGGGCUCUCCCUGGGCUCCGUCCUGAGCGAAGCAGCCACUGAGCCAAGUACGCCAAAGCUACUUGUCUGGUCCUCUCACGAGCAGGGCGGCAUCAGCAGGACAGCCACAAAUCUCGCAUCGUACCUCAGCGAGCGCCAGUUCCCGCCAGACGCCUCCCUUCUCCCGCGUCUUGCUUACACCCUCUCAGAACGCCGCAGUCGCCUUCCGUUCACAUCCUUCACCGUUGCCAAAUGCGUGGCAUCCGCCCCAUCCGCCCUUGCCAGCCCAGCGAGACCUAUCCGCCCUUCCUCCGAGAGUCCCACCGCCCUCUUCAUCUUCACAGGACAAGGCGCGCAAUGGACGGGCAUGGGACUCGAGCUGAUGGCCUACAAAACCUUCAGGCACCGCAUGGCUGAGGCGGCCGCGCACCUGAGGGCCCUCGGCUGCGGGUGGGACCUGGUCGAGGAGAUGGGCAGCCCACGCGUCAACGAGCCUCAGGUCAGCCAGCCCGCUUGCACGGCGGUCCAGGUCGCGCUCGUCGACCUGCUGGCGGACUGGGGCGUCAGGCCUGGGCUGGUGGUUGGACACAGCAGUGGCGAGAUCGCGGCUGCGUAUGCGAAGGGUGCCAUCUCCCGUGCUGCGGCGUGGACAAUUGCAUAUCACCGUGGAAGGCUUUCUGCAAGCCUUGAUGCAGGUGGCAGGGAGAUGGGAAUGUUAGCUGUCGGGCUUGGGCAAGAGGAAACACAGGAGUAUAUCGACCGUGUCAGGGCUGAACCUAAGCCUGUUGUGGCGUGCAUAAACUCUCCCGUUAGCGUCACGGUGUCAGGUUCGGCGGAGGGUCUGCAAGAAAUGCAGUGCUUGAUUGGCAGUCGAGCUUUCAGCAGGAGGCUGGUCGUGAAAACGGCAUACCACAGUCCAUUUAUGGAGAAGCUUGCGAAGCCAUACUUGGACUCCCUGGAUGACAUCAACUACGAAAGAAACCAGCCCAGGAACACUGUCAAGAUGUUCUCCUCUGUCACUGGUACCGAGGUUUCUGACCAAGUGUUGAGAGAUCCUCAGUACUGGGUUGACAAUAUGGUGUCUCCUGUCAAGUUCCACCACGCCGUCAGUGCGAUUCUUGACCACGCCCGCGCCAACUCACUUUCAUCCUCCCUCGUCCUCGUCGAGUGCGGUCCCCACAGCGCACUGAAAGGCCCCAUCCAACAGAUCCUGAAUGCGCACAAAACCAUCGAUCCGGCCAAGGUACCAUACACAAGUCUCCUGAAGCGCAAGGAGGACGCCGUCACGACCGCUCUGACUGCCGCCGGGACCCUCUGGCAGCACGGGCUACCAGUCAAGCUCGCAGUCGUGAACUCGCCGGGCUCGGCCCCGGGGGACCUCGCCCACCUCGUCGACCUGCCGCCCUUCGCGUGGAACCACAACUCCCGCUUCUGGUACGAGACGCCCCGCACGAGGGCGUACCGGCUGCGCGCCGACCCGCGGCACGACCUCCUCGGCACGCUGGACGAGUCGUGCCCGGACGCGGCCGGCGAGCCCGUGUGGAAGAACUACCUGCGCGUGGCCGAGGUGCCGUGGCUCAAGCACAAUGUGCUCCGGGGCCAGGCCGUCCUUGGCUUUUCCGGCAUGCUGGCGCUUGUCCUCGAGGGGGUUAGACGGACUGCCGACCCGCUCAAGACGGUUGUUGGGUACCGGUUUCGCGACGUGUUUCCUGGUCCGCCGCUGGUGCUUGGUGAGAUUGAGGAGAGCAGUGUCGAGACGAGACUGGCGCUGCGAGCUUGGCGGGCUGGGAGUCGUAGUCUGACAACGUACUGGCAAUAUGACGCCCUCGACGAGCUCAGCAAAGACGCCUGGAGGUCAACUUGGAUCAGUAUUAAGGCCGACGAGAGUGCCACGCCCAGGGCAAUUGGAGAAUUCUACGAGACGUUCUCCGACCUCGGCAUGCAAUGGCAAGAGGCCUACCGAUCCCUUCACUCCACGAAAAUAUCGGGCAGUCGUCGUUCAGCCACUGGUUCUAUCCGGGUACAAGACACAGCCAGCUUCAUGCCCGAGAACUACGAGUCUAAACACGUGGUACACCCGACCACGCUCGAGGGCGCGUUCCAACUCCUCUCCGUCUGCGACGGCGGGACCCGCGACCAAGUCAGGGUCCCCAAGUACAUCGAGAGCAUAUUCGUGUCUGCGUCGCUCUCUCCAUUGGCACCGGGCACAAUGCUCAAUGCAUUCGGCACGGUCACCGAGAAGUGGGCCGACGGCACCAACUCGACCGUCGUUGUAUCCGACACCUCCUUCUCGGAGCCUCUCCUAAUCUUCGAAGGGUUCAAGACGACAGACAUGGGCGGCGAAGCUGGAAGUGAGGCACAAAGUGCCGAGGCUACUGCUCAGUCCCUGACAAAGCUGGGCGCCAUUCCCGUCUGGGGUAUCGACGUCGAGAAUUCUCCCGCCGACGCGGUCAAGUCCAUCCUGCACAAGGCGUGGUCUCGGGCCUCCAAUGCGGAGUAUGACUCCAUAAGGGAUCUCGAAUGGGCCGCUUACAUUUUGUGCAAGCGUGCAGCCCGGAGAUUUACACUGGAAGAUGUCUGCAGUAUGGCCAAGCAUCAUCAAGUCUUCUACCGCUACUUGAGGCGUCAGAUAGAUCUCUCCAAGACCCUGGACAGUUCUCUCCCUUGUCAGACAGCUGCCUGGCUGUCGGCCGAUGAGGCUACAGAGAACGCUGUCCUCUCUCGCGCAGCUGCAGCUUCAUCAGAGGGGGAAAUGCUGGUUCGCGUUCUGGAUAACUUAGAGGACGUCCUGACAGGCGCCAUUGAGCCGUGGGAGCUCAUGAAGCGCGGCGGGCUUCUGGAGGAGGUCUACCGCUCAGGAUUGUCGGAAGACAAGACGCCUGCGGUACAGUGCGAAUUCAUAUCGCUGCUCUCGCACAAGAGGCCCUUGAGGAUCCUCGAGGUUGGCGCCGGCACCGGGUCCGCGACCAGCAAGAUCCUGAAGAGGCUCGGCAAGGCGAACGUGGCGAGGUAUACCUACACCGACAUCUCAGCCUCGUUCUUCCAACAGGCCGAGACCGAGUUCGCUGACUGGAGCAAGUCCGGUGUCAUGGACUUCAAGGUCUUCAACGCGGAGCUGGAUCCCGGCAGCCAAGGGCUCGAUCUCGGGUCUUAUGACGUUGUCGUUGCCUUCCAGGUAUUGCACGCCACGAGCAAGAUGGACGCGACCAUCGCCAACUGCCGGAAGCUGCUCCGGCCUGGCGGGUACCUCGUUGCCACAGAGCUCACCAGCAAGGUGGCCCGCCGAUCUGCCGUCUUUGGUGUAUUACCCGGGUGGUGGCUUGGUGAGAAUGACGGUCGGCUGAACGGACCCGAGAUGCUCGAGGGCGAGUGGGAUUGCAGGCUCAGACGCAAUGGCUUCGACGGUAUCGAGUGGUCUUUCAGAGACCGUGAAGACGAGGGGUGGUCGAGCAGCGUGAUGGUGGCGCGGGCGACGGUGCAGCAAGAGACGACGUCCUCGGCUGACAGGGUCAUUGUGGUAACUUCACAGACCGUGGGACCCCUCGUCCAAGAGCUGUCCAAGAAGUUGGUGCAGUCUGCAUGUGCGAUCCAGCACGUUUCACUCAGCGACAUGGCUCACCUCGGAUCCGAACACUUCGCAACAGUCAAGUGCGUCGUUGCUAUCGAGCUCGACCAACCACUGUUCAGCCGCAUCGACCACAAAGGGUUUGAGGCCAUCAAACACAUAAUCCUCAAAGCACACAGCACGCUCUGGCUGACUCGCGGCGGCGCACCUCUCGAAUGCAGCGCCCCAGAAAACUCCAUGUUCACCGGUCUAGCGCGAUCCAUCCGCGGCGAGGAGCCGGGCAUCAACCUCGCGACACUUGACCUAGACCCAGAGAGCCCUGGGUCUGUCUGGGUCGACAGCAUUCUGCGCGUGAUGAAGCUGCAGGCCCAGGAACACAACGACGAGCACGAGGUCGUCGAGCGAGGCGGUGCUCUGCACGUCGGCAGGGUCGUACCGGAUGAGCGUCUUAGCAAGCUACUUUCCUCUGCGGUGGAGGGUGAGAAAACCAAAGUCCAGGGCGAGGAGCCCACGCCACAGUCUCCGAGACAGGAAGGUAGACCGCUGAAGAUGGAGCUCGCAAGGACGGGCGACCUGGACAGCUUCGUAUUCCGGGACGACGACGGAGCGUCUGCGCCGCUCGGCAGCGACCAGGUCGAGAUCGAGGUGAAGGCCGUCGGGCUCGACCCGUACGAUAUGGCAAUUGCCGUGGGCCAGAUCUGGGACACGCAGCUCGGCGUCGAGUACAGCGGAGUCGUGACCCGCCUUGGCGCCGGCGUGUCCAACGUCGCAGUCGGUGACCGGGUAGCAGCAUUCGGGAUCGAGCCGAACUGGUACAAGACCUACCUCCGCAGCAGUAGCGCGGCAGUGCACAAGCUGCCCGAGGGCAUGACCUUCGAGGAGGGCACGAAUGUCAUGAGGUCAUAUGGCGCGGUCAAGUACGGGCUGGUCAACGUCGCGAGGCUCGAGAGAGGAGAGACUGUCUUGAUCCAUGACGCCACCACGGCUCUAGGCAUGGCAGCUGUCAACAUGGCGCAGCACAUCGGAGCCGAGAUCCACGCAACAGUGGCCGGCGACGAGGAGAGGAAACAUCUUGUCGCGACGACCGGUGUGCCUCCUGACCACGUUUUCGGAUUUGCCGGGUUCUCUCAGGCACUCAGACAUGCUACAGGACAUCGCGGAGUCGAUGUUGUGAUAAACAGCUCCGUGACUGGAGAAGCCCUGAGACAGUCGUGGCACUGCCUUGCUCCUUUUGGCCGAUUCGUCGAGCUUGGCAUGAAGGACAUGAGAUCGAACACCGGUCUUGAUAUGGUUCCCUUUGCGUCCAACACCACCUUCACCGGCGUCAAUAUGAAGUGCAUGCUGUACUCCAAUCCUCAACUGUUCAGCCGCAUUCUGGCAGAUACGAUGCAGUACCUCGAGGCAGGCAUCAUCAAGGCCGCACCGUUGCAUGUGUUGAAGCUUUCCGAAGUGGCCGAGGGUUUCCGGACCUUGCAGUCCAGGUCCAAGCUUGGGGGAGGCCGCGUGGUUGUCAAAGUAGAGGAGGACGACAUCGUCCCUGUCAUCGGCGAGAAACAAAGAGAGCCCCUUAAGCUUCAUGCUGAUGCAACCUACUUCAUCCCUGGUGGUCUAGGUGGCCUAGGCCGGCCUCUUCUCCGCUGGAUGGCUGAUAAGGGUGCUCGUCAUCUUGUGACCACCUCCCGGUCUGGUGGCCACGAUGCCAAAGCACAGGCGGUGGUCCAGGACCUCUCGGGGAGAGGAGUGAAUAUCAAAGUCUUUGCGAGCGACGUCAGUGACGAGACCACCCUCAAGGCUGUGUUGUCAGACCUCUCGAGUUCAGGCUUCCCACCGAUCAGGGGCACGAUCAUCUGCUCCAUGAGCGUGCAAGAUACGUUGUUCGAGACCAUGACCCACGCUGACUUCGUCGCCGCCACUCGACCCAAGUACAGCGUCACCCUCAACCUGCACAAGCACCUCCCCAAGGAUCUCGACUUCUUCAUCUGCCUCUCCUCCGCGGCCGGGCAGAUCGGCUCCAUCGCGCAGGGGAACUACAACGCGGGAAACAACUACCAGGACGCGCUGUGUGCGCACCGGAGGUCGCUGGGCCUCGCGGGGACCAGCAUCAAUCUGGGCUGGAUGGGGGAGAUCGGUUUCGUGGCAGAGUCCGACCGCGCCAAGGUGCCGCAGGUAGUGCGGGACGGAGUCAGGGACCUCAAGGCGAGCCAGUUCUUCGCCAUCAUGGAGGCGGCUCUGCGCAACGAUGAGGCCGUGUCCAAGGGCCAGCCCGUGCUUGGUCUCGCGACGGGCGGCCUGAUCAGGCACGCUGGCCGGGACGAGCCGUACUGGUUCAGAGAUGCGAGGUUCUCAGCCAUGCGGCUCUAUGACACGCACCAGUCGAAGAGUGAGAGCACAGCAAAGGGUACGAACGGAGCGGAUAUCAAGUCGGCAUUGGCCUCGGCCAAGAGCUUUGAGGAGGCGAAGGCUAUCGCGUUAUCGGGCCUCAUGGCCAAGCUGGCAAGGGGCCUGAUGAUGGAGUUGGACGACAUGGACGCCAGCAGACCUAUCAACAUGUAUGGCGUCGACAGUUUGGUUGCGGUUGACAUUAGAGCGUGGGCAAUGAAGGAGAUGCAAAGCAUCGUGCACGUCAGUGAUAUUCUAAAGAGCAUGCCCAUGGCGGACCUGGCGGGCAAGAUGGUGGAAGCAUCCAAGUUGGUGGUAUUCUGA
Molecule: messenger RNA, 7698 nt
Organism: Diaporthe citri
Lineage: Eukaryota; Fungi; Ascomycota; Sordariomycetes; Diaporthales; Diaporthaceae
Exons: 9
Coding region: 1-7698 (2565 amino acids)
Biological process (GO): secondary metabolite biosynthetic process; fatty acid biosynthetic process
Molecular function (GO): fatty acid synthase activity; 3-oxoacyl-[acyl-carrier-protein] synthase activity; oxidoreductase activity
Source: RefSeq, a predicted model, not a curated record